Messenger RNA from Dichomitus squalens LYAD-421 SS1, 2137 nucleotides. RefSeq names its product peroxisomal oxidase. Gene Ontology annotation, cellular component: peroxisome. Gene Ontology annotation, biological process: fatty acid beta-oxidation using acyl-CoA oxidase; lipid homeostasis. Gene Ontology annotation, molecular function: fatty acid binding; FAD binding; acyl-CoA oxidase activity. The transcript has 11 exons. NCBI's taxonomy places the organism in Eukaryota, Fungi, Basidiomycota, Agaricomycetes, Polyporales, Polyporaceae. The record is from RefSeq and is a predicted model, not a curated record. Bases 56 to 2023 code for a protein of 655 amino acids.
GCGAGUUGGCUGAGAACCUCGACAAACUCAUUGCACAGUACCUCACCCCCAGAUCAUGACGAGCUCACGGAACCAAGAGGACAUGAAGCUCGCUCGGGGACAGUCGAGCGUGGACACGGAGAAGCUGCAUAUCUUCCUGUGGGGUGAGAGGGAGUGGCAGGCUCGCCAGCGGAUAGAGUCCAUUCUCGCGAAGGACCCCGUGUUCGACAGGUCGCGCAGGCCCUUCCUCACGCGCACCGAGCUCUACCACCGCGCAUUGGCAAUGACAAACCGUCUGCACGAGCUCCAGGAGCAACACAAAUGGUCCGCAGAAGAUGCCAAUCUCGCGUUCAGGAUCCUGGACGAGCCCCUCCCCAUCCAGCUCCACAUGGCCGCCUUCGAGCCCGUAAUCAGAUCCCAAGGCGGCCCCACGCUCAACGCGCAGUACGGCGCCCUCAUCGCGCACCGCGGCAUCCUCGGCUGCUACCUCCAGACCGAGCUCGGGCACGGCACGAACGUCGCCGCGCUCGAGACGACCGCGACGUACCUCCCCGCGACGCGCGAGUUCGAGCUCCACUCGCCCACGCUCACGGCGAGCAAGUGGUGGAUCGGCGCGCUCGGCAGGACCGCGACGCACGGCGUCGUCCAAGCGCGCCUCAUCCUGCCCUCGGGCGCGGACGCCGGGCCGCACCUGUUCUUCGUGCAGCUACGGUCGCUGGAGGACCACCGGACGCUGCCGGGGAUUACGAUUGGGGACAUUGGGCCGAAGGCGAUGGGCGGGUACGCUGCUGUGGAUAAUGGGUUUGCGCGGUUUGAUAGGGUGAGGAUCCCGAAGGAGCAGAUGCUCAGCGCGUUCGCGGGCGUGACGGACGAAGGUGGGUACGUCAAGCCGCCGCAUGCGAAGCUGAGUUACGGAGGGAUGCUCUACAUCCGUUCGAGCAUGGUGAGCUCCGGAGGCUGGACGAUUGCGAAAGCCGCCACCAUCGCCAUCCGGUACGCAACAGUCCGCAGACAGGGCAACAAAGGCAAAGACGGCCUCGAACGCCAAGUCAUCACCUACCCCUCCGUCUACCACCGCCUCCUCCCCAUCCUCGCGCACGCCUACGUCUUCAUCGCCCUCGGCCGCAACUUGACAGCGUCCUUCGCCGCCCUCCUCGCCCGCCUCUCCGCCGGGGACACCGCCCUCCUGCCCGAGAUGCACGCGACGACCGCGGGCCUCAAGGUGCUCGUCUCGAGCACGGCCAUCGGCGACCUCGAGACCGCGCGCCGCGCGCUGGGCGGGCACGGCUUCAGCGCGUUCGCGGGCGUCGGCCGGCUCUACGCGGACUACGUCCCCGCCGCGACGUACGAGGGCGACAACUUCGUGCUCGACCAGCAGGUCGUGCGCGCCGCGCUCAAGGCGCACGACGCGCUGACGAGGGGCGCGGGGGCGCUCACCCCGAGCGCGGCGUAUCUGCGGCUGCUUGUCGCGCAGGAUGCGGAGGCCCAGGCAGAGGCAGAGGCAGAGGCAGAGGCGAAGGGGGGGUGGGGGACCCGCGAGCGCGCUCGGCACGCUCGGGACCCAGACGCGAGCAUGGACCAGCGCGUGUCGCGCGCGGUGACGGACGCGUUCGUCGCCGUGCAGGUUUCCGAGAUCGUGCGCGGGCUGGAGGGCGACGUUGGGGAGAAGGACGCGGCGGUCCUGCGGAAGCUGUACACGUUGCAUCUGCUGACGGCGGUGGAGAGCGGGCUGGUGGACAUCCUCUCGUUUGGUCUGCUGGGUGAGGCGGGUCCUGGGGGCGAUCCGUCGAGGAGUCUGCGCGUGGCGAUCAAGGGACUUUGCGAGGAGCUGCUCCCCGAGGCGAUCGGGCUCUCCGAUGGGUUUGGGUUCUCGGAUUGGGAGCUAGACAGUGCGCUCGGGGUAUACGAUGGGAAUGUGUACGAAACCUUGUACAAGGCGGCGCAGUCCGAGCCUCUGAACAAGUCCGAAAUAUCCGCAGGCUACGAGUUACACAUCAGACCUAUGCUCGAGCGAGGGCAGCGUCUUGCAGGGGCCAAAUUGUAAACUAUAUGCGGCGUGUGCCCCGCCGUUUUGCGUCAUCAUGUAAUAUACAAUGUACUACUACCUACGGAUGUAACGUCAGACAUACCCCGGAAUGCGAUGUGCAUGAGGCGAACG